CGAGUGCACCCUGAGGUGGUCCAGCAGGUGAUUCCGGUCCUCCGUCAAGGUCUGAGGUGUCGGCCAGGUAACCAUGACGACGAGGACGACGAGGAAGAGUGCCAGCACCUGUCCCAGGCUCCGGGUUGCCGUGGCGACGCGCUGACUCUGCUGGGGGGGGUCCUGCUCACCUUGAAGACUUUUAGCAGCCAUGGAGACGAGCAGCAGUUCCCCCUGAGGCCAGCAGCCAGCCCAGCGCCGUCGCCAUAGAGACCAGCGGUCAUGACGGACCGAGCCUCGUUCAGCAGCCGACCGGCGGGGGCGCCCAUCCUGCCCCCCGAGCCCAUUGACAUCAUCCGCGUCAAGGCUCGCUCCCGCCGGGUCCGCCUCAACGUGGGCGGACUGACGCACGAAGUCCUGUGGCGGACGCUGGACCGCCUGCCCCGGACGCGCCUGGGCCAGCUGCGGGACUGCAACACGCACGAGUCCCUGCUGGAGGUGUGCGACGACUACGACCUGCCCCACAACGAGUACUUCUUCGACCGCCACCCCGUGGCCUUCUCCUCCAUCCUCAACUUCUACCGCACGGGCAAGCUGCACAUGAUGGAGGAGAUGUGCGCCCUGUCCUUCGGCCAGGAGCUGGACUACUGGGGCAUCGACGAGAUCUACCUGGAGUCCUGCUGCCAGGCCCGCUACCACCAGAAGAAGGAGCAGAUGAACGAGGAGCUGCGCCGCGAGGCCGAGACUCUCCGCGAGAAGGACGUGGUGGAGGAGGAGCUCGGGUGUUGUUCCGACCAGAGGCAGAAACUCUGGGACCUGCUGGAGAAGCCCGGCUCCUCCGUGGCCGCCAAGAUCGUGGCCAUGAUCUCCAUCCUGUUCAUCAUCAUCUCCACCAUCUCGCUGUCGCUCAACACUCUGCCAGAGCUGCAGGUGGUGGACGAGUUCGGCCAGUUCAACGACAACCCCAACCUGGCCCACGUGGAGGCGGUGUGCAUCGCCUGGUUCACCAUGGAGUACUUGCUGCGGCUGCUGUCGGCGCCCAACAAGUGGGAUUUCAUCAAGGCGCCGCUGAACAUCAUCGACCUGCUGGCUAUCCUGCCUUACUACGUGACUCUCUGCCUAACUGAGUCCAACAAGAACGUCAUGCAGUUCCAGAAUGUGCGGCGGGUGGUGCAGAUAUUCCGGAUCAUGAGGAUUCUCAGGAUACUGAAGCUGGCCCGGCACUCCACCGGACUCCAGUCCCUGGGCUUCACGUUACGGAGAAGCUACAAUGAACUGGGUCUGUUGAUCCUCUUCUUGGCCAUGGGCAUCAUGAUCUUCUCGAGCUUGGUGUUUUUUGCUGAGAAAGAUGAGGAUUCCACCAAAUUUACCAGCAUCCCCGCCUCCUUCUGGUGGGCGACCAUCACCAUGACUACAGUCGGCUACGGAGACAUUUACCCGCAAACCCUCCUGGGGAAGAUUGUCGGGGGGCUCUGCUGCAUAGCCGGCGUGCUGGUCAUCGCCCUCCCCAUCCCGAUUAUCGUCAACAACUUCUCCGAGUUCUACCGCGAGCAGAAGCGGCAGGAGAAGGCCAUCAAGCGGAGGGAGGCUCUUGAACGAGCCAAGCGGAGCGGAAGUAUCGUUUCCAUCAAUCCCAAAGAGGCUUUUGCACGAAACAUGGAGCUGACAGAUGUGCUGGUGGAGAAGAAAGAGGACAGCAAGUGUCCCGUGGACAACCACCUGUCACCAAGCCGCUGGAGCUACCACAAACGUUACUCCAACGCAGGGGCAGGCAGCCCCGAUCAGCCCAGACCAUUCCAGGAAGUGGCUCAGGUGGGCUCCCGUGAAAGCAUCAAGACGUUGCCGAACACAAGCAGCCCUCAGCACCCGAACGUUCUCGUUCUGGACGACCCGACGGAAAGUCAGGACAAACUCCUAGAGGAGGUGGAGAUGAGCGUGUUGAACCAAGAAACUUCAAAAGAUGGUGCAAGGACGGUCUCCGGCACAGCUGAGAGUGGAGAGAGCGGCAGAGAAAGUUCUCUGGUUCCUGGUGUUGGCAGUAGUGCGAGACAACUGCGCGCACCCCCUCCCUUGGAUCUGAGUCAGAUCAGUGCCAAGAGCGCUGACAGUCUCCAGACGCUGACACCCCUCCAAGAGAAUCCCUACAACUUCAAAGGGAGCAUCAGCAGCUCCUCAGCAGAUUCCUGCAGCACGCAGAAGCCAAGAGCCCACAAAGUGGACCUGAUUGGCGGACGGGAGGAUGUGCUCAUGGCAGCCAUGACACCUGUGGCCGCCUCCGCCGGCUCAGCCAGGCUUGCCCAGGUCCUGGCGGACGACACGGCAUCCAGCAGAUUUUCUCUCAGCUCGGAAGUUAACCCUCCGCUACAGGCGCUCCGACAAUCUGCGUCCCCGAUGGGCCAAUUAGUUCGUCCGAGCAACUCUGCGGGGGAAGGUGAGAGAUUAGAAGGUGAAGGGCAGCUCACGGGUUUAAGCCGCCGGGGGAGGAAUCACGUGGAGCGCUCAGGCAGCAGCGCCAGUCCUCUGCCUAAAGGCGGCGCACUUAACUGCUCACAGGAACUGCUGACUGCGGAGGGGGGGGCCAGGGAGGCGGCACCUCGGGAAAGACAAGAAAACCACGUUCUAGACGGAAGUCUGACACCACCCAACGAAACCAGCAUGUGAGGCCAAAUCCUUCACAAGAGUGGACCUUAAGGGACUGAUGCCAAAUCCUUUGGGGAAGCUCAAGCGUCCUUACCGUCCAGACCUUGGCCUCAUCCGGGUGUUCUUCAGGGAGUCACGUGGUCCGACAGUGUUGCCCUGGACUUAGUCGGGGUGUAACGCUACACGUGUUUGGAGUUCCCAUCUUUCAGAACGUCGGCUUUGAUACGGAACUUGUGUUCACUCAGCAGGGGUGUCCAACCGGUUUUCAGUCAAGUCCACGUCGGGCCAAAUAGAUACUCUAUGAACUGGAUUAUUAUAAAUAUUUUUUUAUGUAUACUGUAAAAGAAAACUCUGUAGAUUGUACCGUAAAAAAACGAAAUCUCAGUCACCAGAAUUUUACCAUAAAAUGUACGAUUGUUUUUACAGCUUAUUACUGUAAAUGAAAAACAGUACCGCAGUUUUAUUUUAAUUCGGGCGACUGAACCAACAGUUUUUUUUACCGUAAAAAUUGUGAUAUUGUUGUUUUCACUUACAGUAAUAAACUGUAAAAAAAAAACAACCGUCGAUUUUACGCUUAAAGAAAAAUUUACGGUAAAAUUGUUGAUUAAAUAACAGUUUUUUACCGUAAAAAAUGUGAUAUUGUUGUUUUCACUUACAGUAAUAAACCGUAAAAAAAACAACCGUUCCUUUUACGGUUACAUUUUUUUUUACUGUGAAAUGUAUGAUUGUUUUUACAGCACAUUACUGUAAAUGGAAAACAGUACCACUGUUUUAUUUUAAUUCUGGCAACUGAACUAACAGUUUUUUUACUGUAAAAAAUAGUGUGAUAUUGUUGUUUUCAUUUACAGAAAUAAACCGUAAAAAAUAACAACCGCUGAUUUUAAGGUUAACAUUUUUUUUACUGUGAAAUUUAUGAUUGUUUUUACAACAUGUUACUGUAAAUGGAAAACAGUACCGCGGUUUUAUUUUAAAUCUGACGACUGAACUAAGUGUUUUACUGUAAAAAAAAAGUGAUGUUGUUGUUUUCAUUUACAGUAAUAAAAUGUUAAAAAAACAACCGUUGAUUUUGCGGUUAAAGAAAAAUUUACUGUAAAAUUUUUGAUCAACGAAAAGUUUUUUUUACCGUAAAAAAUGUGAUGUUGUUUUCACUUCCAGUAAUAAAACGUAAAAAAACGACCGUUGAUUUUACAGUUACAUUUUUUUUACUGUGAAAUGUAGAAUUGUUUUUACAACAUAUCACUACUGUAAAUAUUUUAAAUCUGGCGACUGAACAGUUUUUUUUUACUGUGAAAAAAUGUGAUAUUGUUGUUUUCAUUUACAGUAAUAAACCGUAAAAAAAACGUUGAUUUUACGGUUAAAGAAAAAUGUACUGUAAAAUUUUUGAUUAACAGUUUUUUACCGUAAAAAAUUUGAUAUUGUUGUUUUCCCUUACAGUAAUAAACCGUAAAAAAAACAACCGUUGAUUUUACGGUUAAACAUUUUUUUACUGUGAAAUUUAUGAUUGUUUUUACAGCAUAUCUCAGUAAAUGGAAAACAGUACCGCAGUUUUAUUUUAAUUCCGGCAACUGAACAAACAGUUUUUUUACGGUAAAAAAUGUGAUAGUGUCGUUUUUAUUUACAGUAAUAAACUGUAAAAAAAACAACCCUUGAUUUGACGGUUCUUUUUUUUUUCACUGUGAUUGUUUUCACAACAUAUUACUGUAAAUGGAAAACAGUACAACUGUUUUAUUUUAAUUCUGGCAACUGAACUGAGUUUUUUGACAAGUUUUGUACUGUAAAAAAUGUGAUAGUGUUUUCAUUUACAGUAAUAAACCGUAAAAAAAAAAAUGGUAAAAACUGUCAAUUUAGUCACCCGAAUUUUACUGUACAAUAUUCAGUGUUUUUGGGGGGGGGGUUCCACUACGGUAAAAGGAAAAAGAGUACUGCUGAUUUUUUGUUUUGUUUUGUGGCCACUAAAUUGCACCUUUUUUAACCGUAAAAAAAAAAAAGUUUUAGCAGUUUUCCCAUUUACAGUAAAAACCUUAGAUUUGACAGUAAAUUUCACAUAAAAUCUUUAGUCAUUAUAUAGAUAACUUGCUUUGGAGUCAUAAGUCAUGUGACAAAAAAACUGUUUAGAAAGUCCGUGGUACCUUGACCUGCUGUUCCGAUGUGAAAAAUCACAAAGCGGGUUUGUCUACCGGAGACCUUAAAAUACGGCAAAAACAUGUUACACAGCCCAGGACUUGGGACUUUUGGCUCACGGAGGAAGCCUUGAGUGGAUGUGAAGAUGGAUCAUUGAGUGGAACAUCCUCGUGGACGCCAAAUUGUCCACAAAAUACAGUCGCCCAUUCGGGGCUCAUCAGUCGCUUAUUUCCAGGAUUACGCAAAGUAAACACCACCAUCCCUUCUAUGUCGUAUAUUUCUGUUUUUAGGCUUAGUUCUUUUUACUGGAUAAUGCCUGGGGAAGGUACUUUUCUCCCCCCCGAACUCUGAUGAAUCAAACCCUUGGACCGUGAAGAGAACGCCCACUUUGGUCUCUGUGAGACUUUUAAUCCGAGUCCGAGCACAUUGGCUAGAACUUUAUUGCAAAGGUGACAGCUGGGGGAAAAAAAUUCAAUGAUCUAAUAUUUGAUUGCCAGUCCCGAAUCCCCCGAAAGCAACUUAAGUACGUAUAUUUUUCAGAUUUCCGGGAAAUGUGGGCUGUGUGUACUAGCUGGCAACUAGCAGGACUCUAGGAGUACUAAUGUUCUUCUCAUUAUGCCUUUUUUCAACUCUUGCUAAUGUUUUUUUGCGUUUGGAGAACAUAGACCAGGGGCCGACAAAGGGAGGGGGGACAACUUUGGACGUCCAAGGUCUGGCAAAGCUUCCGACGUUGGCAGGGAAAUGAUUUUGCUUCACAGAACUAAGUCUGAACAACUCAUGAAAGGACGGACUUGACUGGUAGGGGAAACUUUUAGGAGUGCUGGUCCGGACUAUGCUAGGGUUCGAGUUCCCCCAAAUUUCCAAAAAAUGGGUUCUUUUAAGCGGUAGACAAUGGAUGGAUGAUGGGACCGACUUGACUAGUAGGGGAAACUUUUAGGAGUGCUGGUCCGGACUAUGCUAGGGUUCGAGUUCCCCGAAAUUUCCAAAAACCGGGUUCAUUAACGCGCUAGACAAUGGAUGGAUGAUGGGACCGACUUGACUAGCCUGGGGAACUUUUAGGAGAUCUAGUCCGGACUAUGCUAGGGUUCGAUUUCCCCGAAAUUUCCAAAAACCGGGUUCAUUUAAGCGCUAGACAAUGGAUGGAUGAUGAGACCGACUUGACUAGCCUGGGGAACUUUUAGGAGUGCUGGUCCGGACUAUGCUAGGGUUCGAGUUCCCCCAAAUUUCCAAAACAUGGGUUCUUUUAAGCGGUAGACAAUGGAUGGAUGAUGGGACCGACUUGACUAGCCUGGGGAACUUUUAGGAGUGCUGGUCCGGACUAUGCUAGGGUUCGAGUUCCCCCAAAUUUCCAAAACAUGGGUUCUUUUAAGCGGUAGACAAUGGAUGGAUGAUGGGACCGACUUGACCGGCAUGGGAAACUUUUAGGAGUGCUGGUCCGGACUAUGCUAGGGUUCGAGUUCCCCCAAAUUUCCAAAAAAUGGGUUCUUUUAAGCGGUAGACAAUGGAUGGAUGAUGGGACCGACUUGACCGGCAUGGGAAACUUUUAGGAGUGCUGGUCCGGACUAUGCUAGGGUUCGAGUUCCCCGAAAUUUCCAAAAACCGGGUUCAUUAACGCACUAGACAAUGGAUGGAUGAUGGGACCGACUUGACUAGCCUGGGGAACUUUUAGGAGAUCUAGUCCGGACUAUGCUAGGGUUCGAGUUCCCCGAAAUUUCCAAAAAUUGGGUUCAUUUAAGCGGUAGACAAUGGAUGGAUGAUGAGACCGACUUGACUAGCCUGGGAAACUUUUAGGAGUGCUGGUCCGGACUAUGCUAGGGUUCGAGUUCCCCCAAAUUUCCCAAAAAUGGGUUCUUUUAAGCGGUAGACAAUGGAUGGAUGAUGGGACCGACUUGACUGGUAGGGGAAACUUUUAGGAGUGCUGGUCCGGACUAUGCUAGGGUUCGAGUUCCCCCAAAUUUCCAAAAAAUGGGUUCUUUUAAGCGGUAGACAAUGGAUGGAUGAUGAGACCGACUUGACUCGCCUGGGAAACUUUUAGGAGUGCUGGUCCGGACUAUGCUAGGGUUUGAGUUUCCUGAAAUUUCCCAAAAAAUGGCUUAAUUUAAGUGGUAUUCAAUGGAUGGAUGAUGGGAACGACUUGACCGGCAUGGGAAACUUUUAGCAGUGCUGGCACGGACUAUGCUAGGGUUCGAGUUCCCCGAAAUUUCCAAAAAACGGGUUCAUUUAAGCGGUAGUCAAUGGAUGGAUGAUGGGACUGACUUGACCGGCAUGGGAAACUUUUAGGAGUGCUGGUCCGGACUAUGCUAGGGUUUGAGUUCCCCGAAAUUUCCAAAAACUGGGUUCAUUUAAGCGCUAGACAAUGGAUGGAUGAUGGGACCGACUUGACUAGCCUGGGGAACUGUUAGGAGAUCUGGUCCGGACUAUGCUAGGGUUCGCGUUCCCCGAAAUUUCCAAAAACUGGGUUCAUUUAAGCGCUAGACAAUGGAUGGAUGAUGGGACCGACUUGACUAGCCUGGGGAACUGUUAGGAGAUCUGGUCCGGACUAUGCUAGGGUUCGCGUUCCCCAAAAUUUCCAAAAACUGGGGUCCUUUAAGCGGUAGACAAUGGAUGGUGGUUAAGCUAACUUAAUUCCAAAGUUAUUUUUUUAACCAUUACAGUUGACUUUAAAUCUAUUUAAUUAUUUUUACGCUUUAAAAAUGUGUCAAAUAUUACAAUUCAACUCUUCUACCAACUCAUAAAACAACAAGCUAGCUAGAUAUCACAAUCCCUAAAUACGCUACUUCUCGGUUAAGCUAGCUUAUUUCCAAAGUGAUUUUUUUUUUUAACCAUUACAGUUGACUUUAAGUCUGUUUAACAAUUGUAACACUUUAAGAAUGUGUCAAAUAUUACAAUUCAACUGUAUUUAUUUAACCAAUUCAUAGAAAACAAGCUAGGGAAGUGUCGCUAAUUUUAGCCUUAACUUUGGAGAGCAUAAAUGCAAAGAAGUCAUGUUGGUUCUUGAAUAGUACAACACUAAAACCUGUCAAAGAACACAACAACGGUGAAGAAUGUAACAUAUUUCAUAUCAUUAAGUAGUAUUUGUUAUUUUUAAAACACGACACUGGCGCAAUGUCUUCUGUGUGUUUUUGUGCUUCAACCUUGGACUGAAAUAUUGUUCAUCUUUGUCACGGGAAUGUGUGAAUGUUUGUUUGAUGUUGUAAAGAGCGCCCCCUGCUGGGAGGAUGGAGACACCGUAUGGUUUCAAAUGUCUUCGUGCGGACAUUUUGGACAUUUUUUGUUUUUUAAUCGUGUCCCUUUUUCUCCCUUCCUUGUGAGCACGCCGGUGUAAAAUGUACAUAAGGAGUGGAUGUAGAAGUAACAAUUUUGUUGUUGUUACCAUCUAGACACAUUAAUGGUGCCUUGGGAACUGUCCCAAGAGUUGCUUUACUUUCUUUUUGUGUUUUUUUUUCCAUCUUGCUGAUGUCUGGUAGAAGCCUGUUGCAUAGCCAAUAGAAGUAAAGAAAUAAAUGUGUCAUACGACCUCA
Messenger RNA from Nerophis ophidion (straightnose pipefish), 8261 nucleotides. Its product is annotated as potassium voltage-gated channel subfamily B member 2-like. Gene Ontology annotation, biological process: potassium ion transmembrane transport; protein homooligomerization. Bases 262 to 2640 code for a protein of 792 amino acids. The record is from RefSeq and is a predicted model, not a curated record. NCBI's taxonomy places the organism in Eukaryota, Metazoa, Chordata, Actinopteri, Syngnathiformes, Syngnathidae. Gene Ontology annotation, cellular component: membrane; voltage-gated potassium channel complex. Gene Ontology annotation, molecular function: protein binding; delayed rectifier potassium channel activity. The transcript has 3 exons.